UUCUUUUUUUGCCACAUACCAUCCGACUUUAGAAUGAACUCCCCUCCACGGUGUUUUCUAAGCGCUAUGAUAUGUCCUUCUUCAAACGAGGCUUGCGGAGAUUACUUAAUGGUAAGCAGCGGAAUGGCUCUGCCCCUGACAUUGCUGACGUCCAUGAGCGACGGUGACCACUUACGAUUAGGUGGGCCAUAUGCUCGUCUGCCUACAAAGGCAAUAAAAAAAUAAAUAAAAAAUAACAACUGUUAUAACAAUAUAGUCACAUGAACUGUUGUGACUAAUUAUUAUCACAACCGUGUAAUAUCCAUGUUUAAAUGUGCAUUUUUUAUAUGUUGACCUAAAGGUCUUAGUUACUAAGUCAUAAAAUCCUAUAACAAAAAGCAUUUUUGAUAUUUUGUAAAGUUUGUAACAGCGUUGCCAAAUGUACGGCAAUUGCCGUUUCGUACGGCAAUCACGCUUCUAAAAGACAAAUUGUACGGCAUACGGCAGAGUGGUCAUUGCCGUAUUCUAAAAUACGGCAACAAGAACAUUUUUUUUAAUUCCUUUUUAGUGCCAUACACCUAUUAGGUUAAGUCGGCUAACAAGAGCAUAAAGUUAAAAAACAAUUAAUGUAUCCAAAGAGAUUACAGAACGUGGAUACUUUUAGCGUAAACAUGAACACAUCCAACUUUUAUAAUAGACAAUGUUUCAUGUUUGGUACGAGGAAUUCCCUAUAAUCUACAACGCCUGCUCUUUAAAUCCUCUCCUCAAGUCGCCUCGCCGCCUCGCUCUUGUUUCAUUGCUUGUGCUAGCAAGUGUAGCUUAAUUUUAACUUUUGAAAAAGAGCAGUGUAGCGAUACGUGAGAUAGUGAUUAAAAUGUGUAUAAAAAAGAAUCUUCAAUGCAGUAAACCUAAUCAAAACAAAACAAAGAAACCGCCUCUUAACAUAUACCAUAAAUUGAACUUUAUUACCAAAACAGUGCAUUGUCAGAAAGCAUUCAAACUGUGCGAACUUUAAGCCAACCCCCGAAAUGAAUAAUAAAAGGAAAAAACCAUCAAAUUACGAAAAAAAUUAGAUUAUUGAAACUGAACUUACUUUAGGCAAUAAUACAAAUUUGAUGGGAAGAGAGGAGUGAAAAAUAUAUACUGUUUUAAUUUCUAGUAUAAAAUAAAUAAUAAAAUACUUUUAAUUGAAAUUUGAAAUUUUGAAUUACUUUGUACGGCAAUUUUUAUUUAAAUACGGUAGAUUUUUUUCUCCAGUACGGCAACCCAAUGUUUGCCCAGCGGCAACACUGGUUUGUAAGACUUUUUGGCGGGAGCGCGAGGAUUGAAGUUGUGUGAUUUGUUUUACGCCAUAAACCUAAGAGAUAGAUAAAUUUGUUUUAUUUUGUCUAUUUAGUGUUUCUUCGGGUUUAAAUGUGUAAUAAUGGUGGUUUAUUAACAGUUUAAUAUCUGUGAAAGUGCACAAAUGUGCACAUGAACAUUAAAUAAAGCCGCUGGACGUAACUUCUCUGGAUCCUCCAAAAAGUCACUGAAAGUCUCAGUAAAUGACCACCAUUUUACUGAGAUUAUAUUUCAUUCCAUAUCAUCUCAUCUCAUUUCAUAUGAUUACAUUUCAUAAUAUAAUUUUUCAUAUAAAAAAAUUAUAAAUAAAUGGUUAGGCUGUAUGGUAUGAUAUCUUUGCCUUUCCAAUUGGAAAAAUAAAACUACUACUAGUUUUUUUGUCAAAAACUAACAGAAUUGAAUACGGUAUAUACCGAUCAUAAUAAUUAAAAAAUAAUAUUACCCAAACAGUCAUUGUAAAAAGUAACAGAAUGAACAUUUCUGAGCUUCCUGGUGAUGACGAUUCAGGGCCUACCUGCAGAACAUACGUCUUCCGAAAUGAAAGCCAUACAUUAGGGAAUUCAUUAAAAUGUAUUAUAAACAAAUAUGAUGAUGUUGAAUUCUGUGGAUAUACUGUUCCACACCCAGCAGAAUCAAAAAUGCAUUUUAGGAUACAAGCCAGAGAAACACCUGCAUUGGAAGUUCUAAAAAGAGGUCUGAAAGAUCUAGAAAUGGUGUGUGAUCACACCAUAAAUUUAUUUGACAAAGAAGUGAAAAGAUUUAAUAAAGUAUAGAAUGCAAAAAACAUUAUUUGAAUCUAUGCAAUGGCUGUUCUCACAUCUGGAGCCCUGUACAGAACUUAAAAGCUUUUCAAAGUCACUUUCCUUGACUGAUCCUUGAACAUCUUCAAAUUUUGUGCUCUUCUGUAAAAAAGGCAACCAGUGCUUCUUUGGGCAACCAAAGAUGUGCCACAGGACUGUACGACACUUGCAAUAUCAGGACUGUCAGUUAUCUCAAAUUAAAUUUGUUAUAUCUACAGGCUUUGGCAACUGCUUAACACCAAGUGGACCAUGAGCCCAUGUAUGCAAUAAAAAAUCCAGUUAUCCAAUGUAAAUUGGAUAUUUUUGCUGGAUACAUUACUGUAAUGUAAUAUUUUUUAUUUACAACUGCAGUAGCUACUCAUGUCAAACUUUUGUUCAGUGUCAAUAGUGUCAAUUGCAUUAUACAGUUCUACAGUUGAAAACUGAAGAUUACAUUGCAACAGAAAUGUGAAGGUAAUGACUGGAAAGGGAAUCUGUGAGAGCUUAAAGUAUGUCCAAUCAGUAAAAAUGUUCAGUAGGUGAUCAAAUUUAAAUGACUAUCAGGCAUUUGUCAGGAAAAUAGGAAGACUACUUUUGAUAUCGAUUUUAUAUAUACCUAUUGACAAUUGAAAUAUUAGCUAAGCUAAGCUGUCGAAGUCGUGGCCUAAAGGAUAAGACGUACAGUGCAUUCGUGUUGAGCGAUGCACCUGUGUACAGAUCCCAGGCGAGUACUAAUUUUUCUACGAAAUCGUACUCAUCAAAUAUUCACGAUUGACUUCCACAAUUAAGGAAUAACAUCGUGUAAUAAAAAUUUAAACCCGCAAAUUUAUAAUUUGCGUAUUAACUGGUGGUAGGACCUCUUGUGAGUCCGCGCGAGUAGGUACCACUCCCCUGCCUAAUUCUGCCGUGAUGAAGUAGUAAUGCGUUUCGGUGUUUUGAAGGGUGGGGCAGCCGCUGUAACCAUACAGAGAUCUUAGAAGUUAUAUCUCAAGGUGGGUGGCGCAUUUACGUCGUAGAUGUCUGGGCUCCAGUAACCACUUAACACCAGGUGGGCUCGUUGACCCAUCUAAGCUAAUAAAUAAAAAAAUCUUGAAGACUCAACUUUGAAAGAAAUUCAAAGCUAAAAUGACAUUAUUAUUUUUUAGGGUACUUAUUAUUAGUACUUUAUUUAAUUUAUUUCAAUAUAUUAAAUAGUUUUAAGCUAAUUUUAUAGUUUGCAAGUGAAGUUUAUAUCUUUUUAAGCUUAUUAAUCAAUAAAAAUCACAAGACAUGUCCAGCAGCAGAUGUCUCUGUGCUAACAAAAUAGAAAAAAGAAAAUAUUAAUCAAUAAAAGUACAAAGUAAGACAAAUUCUUUUAUUCAGUUGUUAUACAAUGACUGUCUUAGACUUUGAACUCUGAGUAUGGAGACUUAGUCAGCGGGAUAUCCCUCCACAAGUCAGGAGUGAGGUAGGCAUAUGUCUUGGCAAUGGCAGCGUAUGUGGCUUUAGCAAAAUUUCCCAAGGUGCCAGUUGAACCACGAGCUGACGUGUAGCAAUCCUGUACACCAGCCAUCUGAAGAAGCUUCUUAGGAACUGGCGCAGACACAAUACCAGUACCACGAGGGGCAGGAAUCAGCCGGACUGUUACGGAACCACACUUGCCGGUGACCU
This is a messenger RNA of Bombyx mori (domestic silkworm), 3749 nucleotides long. RefSeq names its product probable DNA-directed RNA polymerases I and III subunit RPAC2 (gene l(2)37Cg). The transcript is spliced from 3 exons. Gene Ontology annotation, biological process: DNA-templated transcription. Lineage: Eukaryota; Metazoa; Arthropoda; Insecta; Lepidoptera; Bombycidae. The record is from RefSeq and is a predicted model, not a curated record. Gene Ontology annotation, cellular component: RNA polymerase III complex; RNA polymerase I complex. Bases 1791 to 2093 code for a protein of 100 amino acids. Gene Ontology annotation, molecular function: protein dimerization activity; DNA binding.